Molecule: messenger RNA, 851 nt
Organism: Eutrema salsugineum
Lineage: Eukaryota; Viridiplantae; Streptophyta; Magnoliopsida; Brassicales; Brassicaceae
Exons: 5
Coding region: 179-655 (158 amino acids)
Source: RefSeq, a predicted model, not a curated record
UGGGAGAGUUAAAAUUAAUAAAUUUCGAUAAUGUUUUUAAAUGUUUAAAUAAAUAAACUCAAAACCAAAACAGAAGAACCGAACUUUUUCCCCUUGGCCGAAGAAGAUUCCCUCUCUUCUCCGUCGACGAAUCCUGCAAGCGAGCUUGAGCAAGAGAAAAAACACAAGAAAGAGAGAGAUGGGUUUCUUCUCGUUUCUUGGAAGAGUUCUCUUCGCUUCUCUCUUCAUCCUCUCCGCCUGGCAAAUGUUCAAUGACUUUGGAACUGAUGGUGGUCCUGCAGCUAAAGAAUUAGCUCCAAAGCUUGAUCUGGCCAAGGCACAUCUAUCUUCUAGAUUAGGUGUAACUUUGCCUAGCAUAGAGGUGAGACAAGUCGUUGUUACUAUUCUUGCCCUGAAAGGAGUCGGAGGCUUACUCUUUGUUAUCGGAAACAUCGUCGGUGCUUACCUUCUGGCUUUCUACUUGGUUGUCGUCAGUCCUAUUCUGUAUGAUUUCUACAACUACGGACCUGAGGAACGCCAUUUCUCUCCUUUGUUGACCGAGUUCUUGCAGAGCGUUGCACUCUUUGGAGCAUUGCUCUUCUUUAUUGGAAUGAAGAACUCAACACCUUCCAAGAGGAGUCUGAAGAAGAGGACUCCUAAGCCGAAAGCUGCUUAAUAUCUUUGGUUUUUCCCUUCAUUUUUUUUAUCCGGACAGAAUUGUUUCUUAGAACUUUGGUUUUCUUUCUGUUGUAGGAUUCUUAGAUUAGCUCAUGUAAUACUUAUCUUUUUGCUUUGAUUCCAUAUUGGGUAUCUUGGAGUUUCGAUUUGUUGAAACUUGAUCCAUUCAGCUAUGAAAGAACGAUUUCAAGACC